AUGCCCCACUUCGUUGCAGCAACAACCUUCGUUCGUUACACACGUUCCACACUGCUUACUGGCUCUUUGCUACAUUCCCCACCCCGUUUCCGCUUAGCAAGUACGAUGUCGAUUCCGUCCAAGAUGAAAGCAUGCCAGAUCCGAGAGCAAGGCGGACUCGAUGUCAUUCAAGUCACAGAAGUCGAUGUGCCUCAGCCCGCUAAAGGUCAAGUUCUGUACGAAGUCCAAUGGGCCGGGUAAGUCCUAAUACCUGAGAUAGUACCUCGUCUAUCAGCUCCUUGGCUGCCCGGGGGCUCCCGGGGGGGGGGGGGCGGGAGGUCCCCAAAGGACGGUGACCGGGAGUGCGAGACCAACAAACUGAACACGUCGCGUCGCCGACUUCUCUUUUGGCCCCAGUGUUAACUUCAUCGACACCUGUGAGUGGCCACAGUCAAGCAAGGCUAUGCGAUCAGCGAAGAAACGCUUUCGAUUCCGGCCGCCAUCUCGGCUUCCUAGAUCGCUACGGCUCAAUGCUCAUGUCCAACGCCGCUUGCUUCCACAACAGAUCAGCGUGGAGGGCUAUACAAACUAGCGAUGCCGUACAUCCUUGGCAACGAAUCAGCGGGUGUCAUAAUCGCACUCGGAGAGGGUGUCACUGAAGCGAGUCACGGCUUCAAGAUUGGUGACAAAGUUGCGGUACGUCAGACCGAUCAUCAACACUGGUGGCAUUACCUUCGUUGACCGUUCAACGAAGCUUAUGGGGUGUCCUGCCUUCUUCUAUAUUGUUCUGUCUGUAGGCCUUUACUGCCGGUGGAGCGUUCGCCGAAUACGCUGUAUCGCUCGCCGACAAGACGGUCAAGAUCCCAGAGUCCAUGUCAACGAAGCAGGCAGCGACCGGUCUGUUGCAAGGUUUGACGGGUAAGUCAAUGCAAAUCUGGAACACGAUAUAUUCUUGAGAGAUAUUGCCGAGUCAAAUAAAUCCCAUUCGGGGGCUACUCAGCCUUGACUUUUAUUCGCGAGGCCCAUCCGGUGCGGAAAGGAGAACAUAUUCUUGUUCAGGCCGCCGCAGGUGGCUUGGGAGGCCUGCUGGUUCAAUUGUGAGUCGCUAGCUCCGAAAAAAAUGCAUUAUCGACUAUCAGCACUAAGAGUCGUGCCGACCCUAUUUCAUGCCCCAAACAGGGCGAAAAGUGCUGGUGCCCACGUGUGAGCUCUCUCGGGCAUCGUGAUAUGAGGCUUCCCCGAAGCUUUCACUAACCAGCCAACUCUACGACGCGUGCUGCUUCUGAUCAGGGUUGGGUAAGUGCCUCCUUCUCCGCUUCCUGUCGUCAUCCCUGUCAUUCUUAACGGGAUGUUCCUCCGUGAUCAUCUCGUGUCGCCUGCAGAACCAUUUCCACGGAGGAGAAGGCCAAGAUUGCGCGUGCUUCCGGCGCAGAUCAUGUGAUCCUUUACGGUGGACAAGUUGAUGUUGUCGAAGAGGUUUACAAGAUUACGGGAGGCGAAGGCAUUGACCGUGGCGUUCACGCUGUGUUCGAUGGCGUCGGAAAAGACACAUUUGAGAUGGAUUUCGAUCUCGUUAGGAGGAAGGGCUCGAUCGUAAGCCUGACGUCCAAGAAGAGAGAGCUCGGGGCUCGUUCGCCCUCCGUGCCUGACUAGCAGAGUACUGAUGAAUUUCAUGCAACCUAGGUAUCUUGCGGCAAUGCCUCUGGAGCCGUUCCUCCGUUCUCUGUGCUCAAGCUUGGACCCAAGAAUCUUAAACGUAAACAACAGGUUUUUCGACCUCGCGUAAUUAUAGCUCGCAAUAAAAGCAUAAGGCUGACCCCUCGAGUCAUUCUCCUCCAGUCAUUCGACCUAUACUGAAUCAAUACGUGCACACCAAGCACGAAUUCCAGACGUAUUCAGCCGAGCUAUUCGGCCUACUGGCCUCGGGGCAGCUGCGACUUUCGGUCCACUCGGAGUAUCCCCUCUCGACGGAAGGGAUCAAACAAGCCCAGACUGACAUAAGUACGAUCAGUUCUUUCUUCUCGGCGCGUCGGUGUUCGUUCCAGAAUUUCCGAAGAAAGUACUGCGUAUUGACGUAUCCGACUGUGCAUCGAACAGUGGGUCGCAAGUCCAGCGGAAAGCUCUUGAUCAAGGUCGUUCAAGAGUGA
Molecule: messenger RNA, 2126 nt
Organism: Microbotryum saponariae
Lineage: Eukaryota; Fungi; Basidiomycota; Microbotryomycetes; Microbotryales; Microbotryaceae
Source: the annotation of a GenBank genome assembly